AAGCCGCACUACGAAUUGUAGUUUAAGUAGAAGUUGAAAACGUGAAGAUUUUAUACAUUCUACUUGUGUAUAAUAUACAAGUGAUUAAUUAUGCAAAUUGAAUUGAAACCAACAACAGUUAGUCAAAAAGAAAGACUCAUUGAAUGAGUGACUGACUGAGUGACUGAUACCGUAAUAAGAGUUAAAGGAAAUAUAAAAGGCUUUGAAAAGAAAUAAAUUCUCCCUCGCAAAAAUAAAUAACUCGUACAUCACACACAAGUGGCUUGUUUUUUUUUUCUAUUUUGUAAGAAAUUUCUUAGAAAAAUGUUAGAAAAUGCCAGCAACAUGAUACAUACGCCAACAAAAGAAACAUCAGAAGCAGCAGCCACAUCAUCAAAGGCAAGACUAAUAACUAAAUUUUUUACAACAGAAACAACACAACUUACAAGAGCAGCCACAAAAGCAGCAACAAUAUUAGCACUGCCACCAGCACGACAAACAGCAACGGCAACAUCAACAAUAUCACCAGCACCGGAAUCGACAACAACAACUCUAACACAUUCAGCACUUUUGGGUUUAACAACUAGAACUUCUUUAAAAACGUUAAUAACCAAGGAUACCACUUUAACAACAUCGUUAUCAGCCUCAUCGUCAUUAUUAGCAACAACAACAACAAGAAAAACUAAAGUUAAAGCAGCAUCGACAGCAGCAACUUUAAGAGCUAAAGAAAUUUUAACAAAUUUAACACCAGCGUACUUUUUAACAACUUUAGCAGCAGCUAUAGCAACGAAUGUCAAACAUAGCAACAGUAGAAGCAAUAGUAGCAACAGCAACUACUACAACAACAAUAGCAAAUAUAGUAGUUGGACGAAUAGCAAAAAUAACCAGGCAACAAACAAAAACGUCAGUUGUCACAUGAUUCAACACAACGACAAGAAUAAAAUCUACCACAUGCUUUCAUUAAAUCACCAAAAUUGCACAAAUGUUUUACAACAUCAUCAGCAACAACAAAAAGAACAACAGCAACAUUAUAGCAGGCCUCAACGACCAUGUAGCAACAAACAUUUACAGCAGCAGCAAAAAAUAAAACAAUUCUUGUUAUUGCUAACAUGUUUUGUGGCAAUCAUCACAAUAUUCUCUUUGCCACAUUUAUCCAUAGCAGCAACAACAUCACACAUGUCAACGACCUAUGCAACACCCACAAUAACAAUAACAAAUGCAACAACACAAGAACAACUCAUGUUGUUUUCAUCCUCCUCCUCCUCCUCUACAGACUCGUCAAGUGACAAUGUAAGCAAAGAUGAUGUUGACAACAGCUAUAGUAACAGCAACAAAAACAAGUUUGCUGACAACAUUGAUAAUGUUGAUGAUGAUUUAACAUCCUUUUCACCAUUAGCAACAACUUUUGAAAAUUCACUUAGAGACAUUAGAUCAAGCAUCAGCAGCAGUAGUAGGCUAAGUUCACUUGAAAAUCAUAUUGUUACACGUUUAAUACGCUCCUUGGAUGGAAGUGGUAACAGUGGUGGUGUAGGAAGAGGAAGUGGUGGUACUUCAUCUCUAUUCAGUCCCUCACCAGGUGGUUCGUCUGGUUUAACAAAUAUUUUCAAUCAAAAUCUAGACACUGGUCUAAGUAAUAACAUUGAAUGUCCAAGUUUUGAUGAAAGUUCAGCGUGUCCCUGUUACAAAUUCGAAGAUGGUUUAUUUCUUGAAUGUCCUGGUACAACGGCAACAUCAUUACGUACCACACUGGAGCGCAUUUCAUCACCCAUACAUUCAUUAUCCAUUUAUGAUUUUGAUCGUUCGGUCACGUCCCUAUCACAGGAUGUCUUUCAACCGGGUGUCAAUAUAAGACAUCUACAAUUUUCCCAUUCACAUUUGGAAACAUUAAAAGAAAAUAGUCUCAAAAAUGUACGUGCAUCUUUGGAAUCGUUGAGCAUCGUUAAUGGUAAAUUAACACAGUUACCAUCGGGAGCAUUAAAUUCCAUGCAUAAAUUAAGUGCAUUAGAUUUCGAUUACAAUGAAAUCUCCAACAUUAAAGACUACAGUUUCUAUGGUCUACGUCUCUCCAAGUUGAAUAUGAAGGGAAAUCGUUUGCAGGGCAUACCCGAACAUGGUUUUGUGGGUUUGGAGGAAUCGAUACAGGAAAUUGAUAUAUCCGAAAAUAGUCUAAGAACAUUUCCCCUAUUGGCCUUAAGGAAACUAGACUAUUUACGUAUAUUACGUUUGUCCAAUAAUAAAAUCUCUACAUUCUAUGGUGACAUACAGAUGGCAACAAAUAAUGCCAGUGCAGCAGCGGCCUUAAGAUUACCCUCCUUGACAUUUUUGGAUUUGAGUUCAAAUCAAUUUACCGAAAUUGGUGAUGAUUGUUUUAGAACAUUUCCUCAGCUGAAAACUCUAUCCAUGUAUGCCAAUCAAAUAGAAGUGGUUAAGCCGGAGGCUUUUAAAAGUUUGAAAGAGCUAAUGUCCUUGGAUAUGUCACACAAUCGUAUUAUCACUUUGGAUGCCAAAAUAUUCGAUAAGAAUAAGAGAUUGCAAACGGUGGAUUUAUCGCAUAAUCAUAUACAUUCCAUAAAUGGUGUUUUCUCGAAUUUACCACAAUUAAGGGAAAUAUUUUUAUCGGAAAAUAAUAUCUUAGAAUUACCAGCAGAUGCCUUUACGAAUUCUUCAAAUGUGGAAGUUAUCUAUUUAGAGUCCAAUGCCGUAGCCCAUGUAGAUCCUAAUGUUUUUUCUACUUUGGUCAAUUUAGAUCAUUUAUAUUUAAGAGCAAAUUUUAUACCCCUAAUACCCGUCACUUUAUUAGAUAAAUGUCAUAAAUUGUCUUCUUUAUCGCUGGAUAACAACGAAAUACAAGAUUUGGAAAUUGGCAUGUUUCGCAAGUUGGAAUUUUUAAGAGAAGUGAGACUGCAUAACAAUCGUAUAAGACGUAUACGCAAGGGGGUAUUUGAACCUUUGCCGGCCCUGCAGGAAUUGCAUGUUCAAAAGAAUAAUAUUGAGGAUAUAGAACCGGGUGCAUUUCAGACUUUAAGCAAUCUGCAGCACAUAAAUCUACAAGACAAUCAACUAACCGUUUUAGAGGAUAUAUUUCCCAAGGAAAAAGAGAAUUCUUCUCUCCUCACCAUACAAUUGGAAACCAAUUAUUUGCACAAGAUUCAUGCGAAAACCUUUAAGAAUCAAGAUAAAAUACAAAUAAUGUGGUUAAGCUAUAACGAAUUGACUCGUGUAGAGAAAUCUAUGUUUGAGGAUCAACAGGAUUUGGCACGUUUGUAUUUGAGUCAUAACUUUAUACGUGAUAUAGACCGUGAAACUUUUUCAAAGUUGAAAAAUUUAAAGUUUUUGGAUUUGAGCUUUAAUCGUUUGAAGCAAUUGAGAAGAGAUUACUUUGCAGCUUUAGUGAGUUUGGAGGAAUUGUCAUUAUCACAAAACUAUAUAGAAGCCAUAGAAGGUUAUGCCUUUAAUAAACUGAAAAGUCUUAAAAUAUUAGAUCUCUCUAAUAACCCCAUUUAUCAAAUAACUAAUGAUGUUUUCUUGGAAGAUUUGCCUUUGACACAUUUGAAUUUGAGAAACACUUCUUUAAGAAAAAUCGAAAUGAAUACUUUCAAGUCGUUGCAGAAUUUAAAUGAUCUUAAUUUGGAAUGGAAUUUAUUAAGUCCCAUGGAUAUACAAAAACUAGAGAUACCCGGCUUAAGAACCUUGUAUUUGUCGCAUAAUAAUUUUACUCAUGUGGGUGGUAAGAUUAUAUCCAAUAUGUUUGAUAAAUUAAGAUCCCUGCAGCACUUGACCAUGGCUAAUUGCAGUUUAUCUUCUUUGCCCGAGGAUAUGUUUAUUAAAAAUACCAAUUUGGUUAAAUUGGAUUUAUGUGAUAAUGUCUUAUCUACCAUGGAUCGUAAUCUGUUUUAUGGUCUUAAUGUCUUUAAAGAAUUGAAAGUGUGUCGCAAUAGUUUAAGCGAAUUUCCUCAUAUUGCUUUAUAUAACCUAAGUACUUUGGAAAUGUUGGAUUUGUCACGUAAUCAAUUUUCUACCAUAGAUUUCUAUAAGCUGAGCGGUACCAUAAAUCUAAGACAUUUAAAUUUAAAGGACAAUAAAAUCACUUCCUUGACGGGCUUUAAUGCGGUAAAUUUAACCCAAUUGGAUACUGUGGAUUUAAGUGGCAAUUUAUUGCUGUCUUUGCCUGCCAAUUUCCUCAGACAUUCUAUAAAUUUGCAAAAAGUUGAUUUGUCCAGUAAUCGUUUUCUUCAAAUACCUAGCUCGGCUUUAUCGGAUAUAUCUAUACCUAGACUGUCAUGGCUGAAUUUAACCGGUAACCCCAUUAACAAAAUCUAUACAGUGAAAGAGGAAAGAUAUCCUUAUCUUAAGGAAUUGUAUAUAUGCCAAACAAAUCUGUCCAUCCUAACCUCCAAAGACUUUGAAGCCUUCCAAGCUUUACAGCACUUGCAUUUAGUCAACAAUCGUAUAACUCGCAUUUCGCCAGGAGCCUUUAAGGGUUUAACUAAUCUCCUUACUUUGGAUAUUAGUGUUAAUGAAUUGGAAUUGCUGCCCAAAGAACGUUUGUUGGGUUUAAAACUCUUACGUGUUUUGAAUAUAUCCAAUAAUGUUUUAAAGGAUUUGGAAGAGUUUAGCCCCGAUUUGGCUCAAUUACAAGUUUUUGAUUUAUCUUUCAAUCAAUUGGAUCGUAUAUCGAGAAAAACUUUCCGAAAUCUUCAUAGUUUGGUGGAAUUGUAUUUGAUGGGCAAUCGUAUGACUGUGCUGUCAACUGAUGCUUUCCGAUAUUUGCGUAAAUUACAUGUUUUGGACUUGAGAAAGAAUUACUUUGAACUGAUUCCAAUUGAGGCUUUGCAGCCGCUGGAAACGAAUAUUAAAACUUUGAGAUUGGAAGAAAAUCCACUGCAUUGCAGUUGUGAUGCACAAAAACUAUGGGAAUGGUUGCGUGAUCAUCGCAAAUGGUCUUCCUCCACAGCCAGUUUAACAUCAUCUUCCGCCUCGACAUCGAUUGUAACGUCAAGCUUAAUGUCGCCCUCAUCAUCAGGAGCAUCAUCAGCAUCGGUAAUGAUGUCAUCGAAUGAUAAUUUAAAUUAUCUAAGGUGCGAACAUCCGGCUGAGUUGCGUGGCAAGAUAUUUGCCAAAAUGGAGCCACAACAAUUCUGUGAUGCACCAUUAAUACCGAAAAUUGCCAUACAGGAUAUACAGCCAUAUUCCGUUAUUGUAUCCUGGCAAAGCCGUGAGCAUUUAGGAUUAAACGGCUAUGAAAUUGUUUACCAUGCUACUAGUGAUACAAGUGGUGGUGGUGGCGGAGGUACUACAACUGGUGGCAGUGGCGGUGGUGUUGGCAGCAGUAGUGGAGGUGGUAUGGGUGGUCCAGCUGAUAUAGAUGAGAUACGCGGCAAACGUUUAAAUGGCUCUGCCAAUUCGGCGAAAUUAACAAAACUUAGCCCAAAUACACGUUACCACAUUUGUGUUAUCGGUACCGGUAAUUGGCUAUCGGAGCCUGUAGCCAUUGCUUUACAAAGGAUACACUUUAAUGACACCUUCCUUAUGCCAAGAGACGAACCAUCGUCGUCAUCAUCAGCAGGCUCUGUUUAUACUGAUUCUUCAUCAGCUCAACAAACAACAUCAUCGUCGUCAUCAUCAACUUCUUCGUCGUCGUCAUAUACACCUUAUCACCUUUCAUACACGGGAAGCUUUUACAAUACAGAUGGCAUUAUGACCUUUGGCGAGCACUCAUCGUUGGCCCAGCCACAACAACAACAGGCAUUAAUCGAAAACACUAUUAUCACAGACAAUGCUCUGCAGGAAGUGUUGAAAAAUUCACGUUUCUCCACCUGCACGGAUGUACAAACACUGGACUCUACACCCAGCGUAAUCACAGACGAAAAUGGUCUGGCCACCAAUGGCUUCAUACACUCAAUACUAACACGACGUCUGGGCUUAAUAGUGGGCUGCUGUCUGGGCAUCAUCGUGUUUAUUGUGAUGAUUUCAGUGCUCAGCUAUGUAAAGCUGAAGAAGCAACGUAUUGAAAAUGCUAAGAGACAGGCAAAUAUGCCACCUGAUUAUAUGUCUUAUCGUCAUUUCUCAAUACCCAACGAGGAGUUGUUGAGAAUGGGCGUGAAUACAAGCGGCACGAUUAUGUCAAGUGUGCCAAGUGGCAUCAGUGCUCAUAUAAGUGGCACUAGUUUAAGCACUAGUGCUACAACAACAGCAACGGCCACUACACCAAUUGGUAUAUUAAAAAUAACAGAAAAUAGUAGUGUGGGUGGAGGAGUUGGUGGGGGUAGUGUUGGGACAAAUGCGAAUCUAACCAGUAUUACAGCAACAACAGCAAACUCAGCGACUGCCGGUAAUGCGGUUAUUGCCGGUGGCAAUGGUACUUUAAAUUUAACCACAUCAACCACAAUUGCUACGUCGUCCUUGGCAUCAUCAGCAUCAGCAUCGACUCCAGCAACGGCUUCAACAAACGUUGAUGUUGUAGCAGCCACAGCAGCAACAACAACACUUGCAAAUAACCACAAUAAUCAUCAACAUCAUCAUCAUCUGCACCAUCAUCACAAUCACCAGCAACAACAUCCUCAGCAUCAGCAACACUAUCAAGGCAAUGGCAAUGUUGUUGGUUACAUGGCAGCGGGUGUAGUAUUAGGAGCAAAUCAUUUGAAUAACGUCGCUUGUUAGUACUCGUAGUAAAUAGUAAGUUGAGGUUUAAUUCAAAAUAAAACUUUAAAAAUAAAUUAAAAAACACAAAACAAAACAGAAAAAUAUAAAACUCUAUAAUAAUAUCUAUGUACGUAAGUAGUUUAAGUGUGUUUGUGUAUGUAUGUGUAAGUAUAAAUGUUUAAGAAGUUGUAUGUAUGGAAGAGUGUGUGUCUGUGGGAUUAUAAUUUGGUCCUUCCUAUCAUUUGUGCCAUUUCAACAAUUUCAUAUUUUUGAUGUUUUGUCUUUAUAAUUUUGUAUGGAUAUUUUUUGUUCUUAGGGAGAAGCAUUUUCAUUUAUGAAUUAUACCUCAAAGGUUUUUCUUUAUCUUCAGUUGAUACAGAGCUUAAGUUGAUAUUUUAAAUUUUGCUUAUUCUUACUAUUUCUUAAUUUAGGUCUUUUGUUUAUUUUCUUGUUAGUGGUGCACAGUGGGAUGAUUUCGAAAAAAAAAAAAAUGGAAAAAUAUGUAAUCCAUGACCGCUUAGUCUAAUUUUUAAUGAAAAGAUAAUUUACGAAAAUAUUCUAUAGAAAGAUAAUUCUAUAAACAUUUUCUUUAGAAAGAAAAUUUAACGAAAAAAAUUAUAGAAAAUUUUGAUUUGAAAAAAAACUUUUUAAAACGAAAAUUUAAUAAAAAAAUUGUUUAGAAUUUAUGGAAAUCUGUGGAUCUAUUAGAUGCAAUUCAAAAUCUUAAUUACUCAUUGAACAUAAAAAGCCUUGAUUAUUUACAAAUUGUAUAUUUACUUUCCAUGUUUUUUCGAAACGUUCCCACUGUGCCGCCUUAAACAUAUUAAAAUUUCAACUGCCCUUUAAUAGUGUAAUCAACUCUAUUCUCCUACGAAAAAAAAUCUAAGAAAAUAAGUAAUAGGCAUUUUAAGUUUUUCUUAAUUUUCCCCAGUCAAGUAUAUUUUUACUUUCAAAAAGGUAAAUUAGAUUAAAAACGAUUAAGUUAAGAUUGAGAGAGAAAGAUAAAAAUGUAUGUAGGUGGUCUGAUGGUAAUGAAAAAAUCUUUAACAGAUUUGUGUUACGACUUCUUUGUGCCAACAAUUUAUGAUAAUUUAUAAUAAUUGUUUCUUUCCAAGGAGAUGGAAAUCUUAAGAAAGAAACUUGAAAGAGUUUAGUGUAAUCCAAUCACAGGGGUACUUUAUAGUUUAAAUAAAGCAAUUCAAGUUGUUGAAUAAAAAGAAGAAAAAUCAUUUUUCUUUAUAAUAGUAAAUCCAAUUAACUAUAAAAGAAUUUCAAAAAAAUUUUAAAUCGAUUUCUUUUAGCUGGUUUAUUAACUAAUAAAAAGGAAUUUAACUUAUAACCUCGCAAAUUACAUGUAUUGGCUUAAAUGAAGACAAUUUUUUAAUCACUUAUUAAAGUAGUUUUCUUGAAAUUUAGCACUGCAUGCAUUUACAUAUUUUCAAAAUGGACCACAUUGAAAACUCUCCGUCUUAAGAAAAUGCCAAAAAAACUUUAGGAUUAUAUAAAUUGUAUUACCGAUUUAAUUUGAAAGUUGUGAGUUUUACAAUAAAACUGAUAUUCCAAAAUAUUUUAGAUUAAUUGUGUCA
This is a messenger RNA of Lucilia sericata (common green bottle fly), 8207 nucleotides long. RefSeq lists its product as uncharacterized. The record is from RefSeq and is a predicted model, not a curated record. Gene Ontology annotation, molecular function: protein binding. The transcript has 5 exons. NCBI's taxonomy places the organism in Eukaryota, Metazoa, Arthropoda, Insecta, Diptera, Calliphoridae. The coding region runs from base 304 to 6639 and encodes 2111 amino acids.